GAGAGGUGCUGAGAAGCCAACAAAUAAAGGGUCUGGAGAAGAGCUGGAAAAUGGAAAAGAAUGGGAGUGAGGAUGGAAAACAAGUAAAAGAAUGCAGAGAGUAAGGGUCUUGAAGAGUAUUAAAAAAGAGUAUUAAAGAAGGGUAGAAAAGGUAGGAGAGGCACAAAGAACUGAGCGAAAGAAGAGAAGUGAAAAGUGAGCAGCUCUUCCUACCUCUUCAACGCUCUCAAACUCUUUCAAGCUCCAGCUGUACGGUUUAUAUGGGGUAAAAGGGCCGGAUGCCGCCGCGCACACAGCCGGGGUGUCACGCUCUUUCACACGCUCUUUGCUCCGUCACGACUGUGAUACCUUCGCGGUGGUCCGUACCUUUGGCAUGGUACAGUACCCUCACAGUGGUCGGUACCUUCAUUCUGGCUGGUACCCUCGCAGUGGUGUCGGCAGCUGACUCUGCUUCCCCUGCUGUUUUUCUUCCUUAUCUUUCCUUGUCUUCUUCUGCUCUUCUGCUCUUCUACUUCCUCUUUUUUUCCUCCACCACCCUCCAGCCAUGCAAAUCCUCGCUAGCUUGCUUCAAUUGUCGCUAUCUUCCCACAGCACCCUCAAUUCUCCUGUUCCUGACAGCUCCCAGCAGUUGGAUCUGUCUCGUCAGUGGGACACCCCAGAGGCCUUUAAUUUCGACAUCAAUCUUAUCGGCAACAACAACCAGUUCAAGGGCUGGAACUCAUCCACCUCCACCUCCACCUCAAUUGCCUCUCCCAUUGUGUCUACCUCUUCUUUCGCCGGCGAUGCUCCAAUUCCCAUCAAAAUCGCCAACAAGAACAAUCUAUUCAACCUAGUAUUGAUCUUUUCUGCUGCUUUUAUUUAAGUCUUCUCUAUCUUUCCCGCUCCUCUUUUAUCCAACCUUCUCCUAUACUCAACAAUAUAUUAUAUACCAUCCACAAUAUACCAUCUAUCAGCUGUUAUACAUUGUAUAUUAUCUGUUGUCCAUUAUCUAUCAGUUAUCAAUUGUUGCCUUUAUAUUCCACUUCUAUCUUCUUUUUCAUACUGGGAUACCCAUAUUUCUUCUUCACUCCUAAUCUCUCAAUCCCC
Molecule: messenger RNA, 1086 nt
Organism: Ascoidea rubescens DSM 1968
Lineage: Eukaryota; Fungi; Ascomycota; Saccharomycetes; Ascoideales; Ascoideaceae
Exons: 1
Coding region: 279-833 (184 amino acids)
Source: RefSeq, a predicted model, not a curated record